Molecule: messenger RNA, 2857 nt
Organism: Abrus precatorius (Indian licorice)
Lineage: Eukaryota; Viridiplantae; Streptophyta; Magnoliopsida; Fabales; Fabaceae
Product: acylamino-acid-releasing enzyme-like
Exons: 18
Coding region: 20-2497 (825 amino acids)
Biological process (GO): proteolysis
Molecular function (GO): protein binding; serine-type endopeptidase activity
Source: RefSeq, a predicted model, not a curated record
AAUGGAUAAUUAAAAAAAAAUGGCAUGGAGCAGGGUAGGCUUGAGCCUUUUCAGUGGCAGCAUUUGGUGGCAACCACCCCCAACUCGAUUCCCACGAAAUUCUCUCCCUACUCCUAAUUGUUUAUCACCCUUUACGUCAACGCUCAACACACCAACGCCUUCUCUCUUUCUCUCCAGAAAGCUUUCACUCGUUUCAGCCAUGGAGAAGGAGUUCCCGUUGGGAUUGGAUGAGGCGACGGAGCAACAAUACGCACUUCACUCUAACUUACUUAAAGAUUUCACCGCCAUCUCCAACAUCGACAAGGCAUGGCUCUUUAAAUCCCACGCCGACGCAGCUUCUCAGGCAAUGUUCUGCGUUAGUCAACCAAACCUUUUGGCCAACAAGAGAAGGAAAUCCAUUCUCUCUUCUACCGUUCUCAAACAAAACGACGGUUCCGUCACGUUUCAAUGGUCACCGUUUCCGAUCGAAACGUCUGGAGUCUCCGCAAUGGUUCCUUCACCCUCGGCAUCGAAGCUUCUCGUUAUUCGAAACGCCGAGAGUGAAGGCCCUUGCUGCUUUGAAAUUUGGAGCUCCUCUCACCUCGAAAAGGAGUUCCAUAUCCCCCAAUCCAAGCACGGUUCGGUUUACAUUGAUGGAUGGUUUGAGGGGAUCUCUUGGAGCAAGGAUGAAACUCGAAUAGCAUAUGUAGCUGAAGAGCCGUGCCCUGCGAAGCCCACAUUCGAUGAUCUGGGGUGCUACAAGAAAAGUGGUUCUGCAGACAAGGAUUGUGAAACCUGGAAAGGUCAAGGGGAAUGGGAAGAGGACUGGGGAGAAACUUAUGCGGGGAAGAGGCAGCCUGCGCUUUUUGUCAUAAACAUUGCUAGUGGAGAGGUGCAAGCCGUCAAAGGAAUUGACAAAUCUUUGAGUGUUGGACAAGUUGUGUGGGCUCCAUUGACUGAAGGUUCUGCACAACAUUUGGUUUUUGUUGGAUGGUCAUAUGAGACGAGAAAACUUGGUAUCAAGUACUGCUAUAACAGGCCCUGUGCAUUAUAUGCUGUUAAAGCACCACAUCAUGAGUCGAAAGCUAAUGAUACUGAGAUUCUGUCAACUGAAGAUGUUCAGGCAGUUAAUCUGACUAAAAGCAUAACUAGUGCUUUCUUUCCGCGAUUCAGCCCAGAUGGAAAGUUUCUUGUAUUUUUAUCUGCAAGAAGUUCAGUUGAUUCUGGAGCUCAUUCUGCAACAGAUUCACUUCAUAGAAUUGAUUGGCCUAAGGAUACAAAGCUUUAUCAAUCUGUAAAAAUUCAUGAUGUGAUUCCAGUUGUAUUGUGUGCUGAGGAUGGAAGCUUCCCUGGGCUUUACUGCUCAAGUAUCCUUAGUGAUCCAUGGCUUUCUGAUGGCUACACUUUGAUUAUACCCUCUGUCUGGCACAGCAGUCAAGUUUUACUUUCCAUCAAUGUGUUGAGUGGAGAAAUAUUACGUAUCACCCCUGCUGACUCAAAUUUCUCAUGGAGUCUUCUUAUGUUGGAUGGGAACAAUAUUCUUGCUGUUUCUAGCAGUCCGGUAGAUGUUCCUCAAAUCAAGUAUGGAGCCAUUAUUGAGAAGGCAGCUAAUAAUAAAGAAUGGAGUUGGUCAGAUGUAUCAAAUCCCAUAUUUAAAUACUCUGACAAGGUUAGAUCUUUGAUCUCCUCUCUUACGUUUAGUGUAAUGAAGAUCUCAGUCAAGGAUGCUUCUGAAAGCUUAACACAAGGUGCUAGUAAACCUUAUGAAGCCAUAUUUGUGUCAUCAAAAACAAAGAAAAGUGAUGCAUUUGAUCCACUAAUUGUUGUCCUUCAUGGGGGACCACACUCAGUCUCAUUGACAAGCUUUUCGAAGUCAUUGGCUUAUCUUUCUUCACUUGGAUAUAGCUUGUUGAUUGUAAACUACAGAGGCUCAUUAGGAUUUGGUGAAGAAGCCUUACAAUCUCUUCCAGGGAAAGUUGGAUCUCAGGAUGUCAAUGAUGUACUUGUUGCUAUUGAUCACGUCAUUAACUUGGGACUUGCCAGUCCAUCAAAGAUUACGGUGUUCGGUGGCUCACAUGGUGGCUUUCUGACAACCCACUUGAUUGGCCAGGCACCAGAGAAAUUUGUUGCUGCAGCUGCUAGAAAUCCGGUUUGUAAUCUUGCGCUGAUGGUUGGUACGACUGAUAUCCCUGAUUGGUGCUAUGUGGAGACCUAUGGAGCCAAGGGGAGAGAUGAGUUUACUGAAGCACCUUCAGUAGAGGAUCUAACUCUAUUUUAUAGCAAGUCUCCUAUUUCACACCUCUCAAAGGUAAAAACACCAACACUUCUUUUAGUUGGUGCCAAAGAUCUCCGUGUUCCAAUUUCGACUGGACUGCAAUAUGUUCGGGCUUUAAGGGAGAAAGGAGUUCCGGUUAAAGUCAUUGUGUUUCCAAAUGAUGUUCAUGGAAUUGAAAGGCCACAAUCCGACUUUGAAAGUUUCCUGAACAUUGGGAUGUGGUUCAACAAGUAUUGCAAAUGAGCAGCAUUUCCAGACCAGUGAUUGAAUCACGUGUAUGUUAAUGUAAUUUUGGGUCAUAGUGUAUUUUACAUUUGAAGAAGAAAGAGGAGCAGACUGUAUUUUGCACUGCUAUCUUUAUUUUUAUUAAGAAAAUCAUUCACUUAAGGUCAUAUUGUUGCUUUGAGUUAUCAGGAGAGCAAGAUACUGAACAUAUAAUAAAAAUUUCCAUUACUGGUUGUAUUAGACUUCUUUUUUUGUCAAAGAAAAGAGACUAUCUUAAGAGGAAGUGAAUAAACUAACCAUUUGAGCUUUUCAUCGUUGGUUAUUAUCUACCUUUAUUAUAUAUUUGUGAAUCCUAUUUUUUUUAAAUUUAGGUAUUUU